Molecule: messenger RNA, 639 nt
Organism: Gongylonema pulchrum
Lineage: Eukaryota; Metazoa; Nematoda; Chromadorea; Rhabditida; Gongylonematidae
Source: the annotation of a GenBank genome assembly
AUGCGACCAUCCCGGCUAUUCCUUAGUGCUUUCGUCUCAAACAGUGAUGCAAACAUACCCUUAGUGUACGAGACUUCGGCCGGUGCUUUAAUCAAUGUGGAUGACGCAGUAAGGCGGUCUUCCUCUGUUGUUUGCUCAGUUUGCCAACGAAUUGGUGCCUCACUUCGAUGUUACAAACUGAACUGCGAAAAAUAUUUUCAUGUUUUAUGCGCGAGAUCAACGAGGGGAAAAUUCAUGAAGGAUAAGACGUUCAUAUGCGAGGAGCAUGACGAUUAUCGCAGUGAUCUGGUGAUGGACCGCCUGGAUGCGUUUCGUCGCAUUUAUAUCGAUCGUGAAGAAAAUCAGUUAAUUGCAAAACUGUUCCACAGCGAAGCCGAUCGUUUGGUGCUGCGGAUUGGUAGUCUUACAUUCAAUCACAUCGGACAGCUACUUCCAGAGCAGCUGAAAGCCUUCCACAAUUCGGAGCACAUUUUCCCGAUUGGAUACAGUGUCAAAAGAUUUUUUUGGUCACCGAUUAAUGCGACAGAACGCAUUCAGUACCAGUGCACAAUAUGUGAUAAAGCGUCAGCACCGGAGUUUGUCAUUUCUUUUGAGCACGGUCAAGAGGUCCGAGAGAGCUCCGCAUCAGGUAUGCAUUGA